UCAGUCUCCGGGGACUCGGGAGCUCGGACCCGGCAGGCGGGCUGCUUUCAGCGGGCGGGGUGUCACUUGGAUGCGGUAGGCUGUCUGCGGGAUGCGGGUUCCUCUGCCGCCCCUGAGCCCCUGAUGAGCACUGCGUCAGGCCGGGGAGGGAGCCCCGAGCUGCCGACCGACCCUAUGACUUCCUCCCGAAGCCAAGAGCAUCCGACCAGCCGCUCUCCUCCGCGUCUCCCCGGCUGUAUCUAUGCCGGCGGCUGGCCGGCGGUCCCCGGUCCCCAGUCAUCUGCCUCCCCGCCGGUUCAGCAUCUGGACUCGGACCAGGUGGACGUCAACAGGGCAGGUUAGGAGGAGGACGCAGCCGCAGUUCGGUUUGAGUGAAAACGGUCUAAAUGUAAAAUAGUGUGAUAAGUGUGCGUGUGCAGCGGUUUCAGCGGCUCUGGCUGCUGUUUUAGCCGCUGUCUCUGGUUUCAUCCUCCGCCUUUGUCCUCAUGUUUUCCCCCGGAGUUCCUCCCCCUGCGGCGCUGGGCGGAGUUUCAUACCGGACUAGACGCUCCUUUUGUCGGAUUCGUUUCGACCUGACUCCCCGGGGUUUACGGCUGAAAAAAACAUACUUCCAAAGUCCCGAAAGCAGCCAAACGAGCACGGUCGUGUGCAGUAAGAACCCGGGUUUCUGUCCGAACCAGCAGGUGGCGCUGUGACUGUGAGUCAGUGAUAUCCUGUAGCUGUCUGGAUGCUGAUCAAACCUGUGACUGGAUGAGUUAGAAUAACUUCUCAUGCUGUGGAGAAUGAUGGAAAUUCUCCACAGUGCCAUGGACAUAAACGCGAAAGCACGCUGCAGUCUUCAGAUUAAUUUGACCCGACCUGAAGGUGACCCAUAUUUGGGGCGCUUUUUUAUGCCUGUCCCAAAUUUCCUUCAUGGAGCCCAAAGUAUGUGUCGGGGCUACAUCAUUGAAAUUUUCUAGGAGGUGCUAUGGAGAUUCUCUGCAGGCAUCAUGUUGAGGACCUGUAAAACCUGUAACUUCCUCCCUGCACGUGCAGAAUUGGCAUUUUGAGCAUGCUCAGUCCUCACAUGUAUUUCUGUAAGUGACAAAAAAACCCAACAAGAACAGAAGCCUUCGCAAAGUUCAUGCUCAAGUUCACGCUCAGUGUGACCCUCUUGAGGCGUGAGGUGAUUUGGCAGUGUGAGCAUGAACGUCUAAAAGUGACAGACUAGAGUUUGGUGGCAGCAGCCUGUGAGCCUGCUGUUAGCCUCUAUAAAUAAACCCUGUAAAAUGCAGGAACAGGUGAAGUCAGGCUGACCUUCAGCAGGCCGUGGUGACCCGUACAGUGGGACAGCAGAUAUCAGGUGAUAUAUUCUGCAGUGACUCAGGGUCCACUUACUUUUCCAGAGACUGUAGCUGUGUGACAUAUGAGGGAUCCACCUCAGAGAGCAGAACGUUCCACUCUGAAGGAGGUGGAACCCAGCUGAAAGGUGCAGAAACACCAAACUGUGGUGUCCCUGUGUGACACUCAGUAAACGGGAAGCUGACCUACGGAGAGCCAAAUGUACCAAAAUUCUCUGCAGAUCAGCAGGGGGUGCUGUUAAAUCCAUAAAUCCAACAUCUCCAGUUUUUCUUUGUGAAGCUGAUUUAAAACACCAGAACUCUGUUAACGCUUGCUGAUUGGUCAGUUAAGGAUUUAGGACCGGAUGUCCUCCCUCGACAGCACCGUUUCCAGCCGAUACCUCCAGCAGGCAUUAGGAGUGUGUGGCAGAAGCAGCUGGUUGUGGUGGUUGAAGGUGAUUGUGUGAAGAGGCUGCUGAUGCCUCAGACAGCAAAGAGGCUGGGAGUGCUGUGACAUCCCUGAUACUCUCAGAAAGGUGAUUUACUCCGAUCGAAGCCUGUAAACAUCUAAAAAUGGAGCUGUGCCUAACGUCUCGAGGCUGUGCAUCAAAAACGUGAAGAAAACUUCCAGAAGAAAAAUGUUUAUCCUGGAAAAUUUGUUGAGUAGCUCCACGCAUUCGGGAUGAGCUCCAGAGCGCCCCCUGUGGAACAGAAAGUGCACAUUAGAUCAGAUGUUCUCCUCUUUGGACUCAGUGCUGCCGUGCACGGGCAGAAACAGGAACUACAUGAGAGGGAGGGGCGGAGCUUUCUCCGUCAGUCGCUGCAGGAUGAACGGCAGCAGCAGCGUCUCCAUGGCUCAAAGCGCCAGGGUCAAAACGGAACCAGAUGACUGGAGUAAGGAGGACUGUCUGACUCUGCUGGAAAGGAUUCGCAGCCUGCUGCCGGACGGAGAUGCCAUGAAGUACAAAACCACAGAGUCGCACUUCGACUGGGAGAAAGUUUGUUUUGGCAGCUUCACCGGAGAGAUGUGCCGCCAGAAGUGGCAGAAAGUUUCAUCUGAGGUCAGGAAGUAUCGAACAAUGACAGAGCUCAUCGUGGAUGCCAUCGAGUUUGUGAAAAACCCGUACAAAGGCAAGAAACUGAAGACUCACCCAGAUUUCCCGAAGAAGCCUCUGACACCGUACUUUCGCUUCUUCAUGGAGAAACGAGCCAAAUAUGCCAAAAUCCACCCAGAGAUGAGCAAUCUGGACCUGACCAAGAUCCUGUCCAAGAAGUAUAAGGAGCUUCCUGACAAGAAGAAGCAAAAGUACAUCAUGGAGUUCCAGCGUGAGAAAGAAGAGUUCGAGAAGAACAUGGCUCGAUUCAAGGAGGAGCAUCCCGAGCUGAUUGAGGAGAGGAAGAAGUCGGACCUGCCAGAGAAACCCAAGACCCCUCAACAGCUGUGGUACAACCACGAGAAGAAGACUUACAUGAAGCUGCACCCUGAGGUGAGUCAGAAGGAGCUGAAGGAGGCUCUGAGGAGACAGUGGUCCCAGCUGUCCGACAAGCGGAGACUCAAGUGGAUCAGCAAGGCGCUGGAGCUCCAGAAAGAUUACGAGGACAGCAUGAGGGCGUACCUCGAAGCUCAUCCAGACGUGAACUCGGACGAUCACGUUCGUUCCGUCCUGACCAAAGCUGAGAGACAGCUGAAGGACAAGUUUGACGGACGGCCGACCAAACCUCCACCUAACGGGUACUCACUGUACUGCGCCGAGCUGAUGGUGAACAUGAAGGAUGUCCCGAGCACGGAGCGCAUGGUGCUCUGCAGCAAACAGUGGAAAAUGAUGACGCAGAAGGAGAAGGACAUGUUCCAGAAACGCUGCGAGCAGAAAAAGAAGCAGUAUGACAUCGACCUGCAGCGCUUCCUGGAGAGUCUUCCAGAUGAGGAACGAGACAGAGUCAUGACUGAGGAAAAAAUGGGUGGGGCCAAACUGGGUGUGGGUGUGGCCUCCAGCCCCCACAGAGCCAAGUCUCCAUCCGUCAAGGAGCGGUGUCGGGAGGUGGAGUCUGAGCCAUGGGUCCCUGCCGGACCGCCAAAAGAAAGACGGGAUGGGAAGAAGACAGCAGCGGCGAAGCUUCCAGAGACACCGAAGACGGCGGCAGAGAUGUGGCAGCACAGUGUGAUUGGAGACUAUCUGGCUAAAUACAGAAGCGACCGCAGGAAGGCCCAGACAGCGAUGGAGGCUGCGUGGAAUUCGAUGGAAAAGAAGGAGAAGAUUCCUUGGAUCAAGAAGGCGGCAGAGGACCAGAAACGUUACGAGAGGGAGCUGUUGGAGAUGAGGACUCCAGCGGCAGGUCAGAGGAAGCCCAAGUUUGACGGCGAGCCGAAGAAGCCUCCAGUGAGCGGGUACCAGAUGUUCUCCCAGGAGCUGCUGACCAAUGGCGAGCUGAACCACUUCAGCCUGAAGGAGCGGAUGGUGGAGAUCGGGAAACGCUGGCAGAAGCUGAGCCAGAGUCAGAAGGACAAGUACAAGAAGCUGGUGGAGGAGCAGCAGGUGGAGUACAAGGCCGAGCUGGAGGCCUGGGUCAAGUCUCUGUCUCCUCAGGACCGAGCUGUCUACAAGGAGGUCUCCUCCUCGAAACGUCGCAGCACCACCAAAGUUCGCAGCAGCCCCGGAGCGAAAGUCCGCGUCACUGCGAAAGCGAAGGCAGGAAGUUCAAGAGCUGCGACACCAGGAGUGGCAGUAAGCAAGAGGGCGAUGGCGUACCGAGCCAAGGACAUGUCUGACUCGGAUGAGGAGGAGGAGAAGAGUGAGUCAUCAGACUCUGAUGAAGAUGAUGAGACAUCAGGAAGCACGGACAGCGAUGACGACGAGAACGAUGAUGAUGAAGAUGAGGAUGAUGAAGACCAGACCUCCUCUGAGGAAUCCAGUGACUCAGACACAGACUAGCUCCACCCCCUCCUCCUCAUUGGAGAGGACAGGCUGUGCAGGCCACGCCUCCUCACAGACCAAUCAUCCUGGCAGACCAAUGAGAAGUUAUGUGGCGCUGGCCCCUCCCACCUCCCCUCUGAAGAGGGCGGAGCCUUUUGUUACCUGUGUUUUUGUUUUUUAUUGAGUGUUUGUUGGUUUUUAUCAGCCAGAGCCGAGCAAGGGUGGGGCAGGCUCUGAGGUGUCCUUCUGACAAAGUGGUGAAGGCGGGGCUAGAGUGCAGAGUUUGUACAGUUUGCCAGGUGGGGGCGGAGCCUCUGAGCUUUGGUUCAGGGUUCAGCUGCCCACCU
Messenger RNA from Archocentrus centrarchus (flier cichlid), 4578 nucleotides. It is a transcript of the gene ubtfl, whose product is annotated as upstream binding transcription factor, like. The transcript is spliced from 21 exons. The coding region runs from base 2051 to 4249 and encodes 732 amino acids. NCBI's taxonomy places the organism in Eukaryota, Metazoa, Chordata, Actinopteri, Cichliformes, Cichlidae. The record is from RefSeq and is a predicted model, not a curated record.